UCACCUCCAGCGUGCAGUUGUUAUGGGCAAUCACAUAACAUGGACGAAAAGAAUACUCGGAAGUAGCGCAACAUCCUCCUAAUAAAAGGUCACAGUUAAAUCUUGAUAGACUGUCUUAAACCUCUUCAUCCAUCGCCGAAGAAGUGUUAAGCCAUUCAUUGAUGGGUUCACCUUGGCGCCUUCAUCUUUAAAACAGAUUCCAGUUAGACGAAAAGCAGCAAGAAAAAUGCGGGGCAAUUUGUCCUUAUUGUCGCUAUGCUGUUUGUGGGUUGUAAUUCGAACGUUGGGCUUUGUCUACGACAGCAAAAGGAUUAUCUUGGAGGAUCGUUUCUGGGGUGAUUUUGACAAUGAUAGUGGCAUCGUGGACGAGAAUGAAACAACAACGACUGCGGGAGACACGGUCGGGGCUACCGGCCUUGCAGCAAGCAGUUAUGGAGGAAGGCGCGCUCCAAGGGAGAUUCAAGUGGACGAAGCGGGCUAUCGUUAUUUUAACGUGGGAGUGCUAAUGGCUUCGCAUCUAAAUUCCCCGUUUGACUUGGAGCGCUGUGGACCUGCUGUUGACCUUGCACUGGAACGUGUUAAUGAAGAGUUCCUUGGAGCUCAUAAAAUUCGCUUGCGAAAAGUCCAGGGAAGUUAUCCUUCAUGUUCCGGGGCCAAAGCACCAGGAUUAGCUGCUGACAUGCAUUUUCGGGACGAUGUUAUCGCCUUCAUCGGGCCGGCUUGUGCCUUUGCUUUGGAGCCUGUUGCACGACUCGCUGCUUAUUGGAACACCCCAAUAAUAACAGGAAUGGGAGACCAGCCUCCUUCCGAAGGUGAACUGUCCGUGUCGUCGGGUAUCCUGGGAAAGAUCCAUAAAUGGAAAAAUGAAAGCACAGGCAUGUUCAAAGACAAAUCAAAGUACCCGACGCUAACUCGAAUGUCAUAUUGCCAAUGUCGACUAAAAUUGGUUUUCGCAAGUGUUUUUCGACAAUUUAAUUGGAAGCACGUUGCCCUGCUCCUCGACCGUUCGGACCUAUUCUCCCUGACAGUGGGUAAAAACUUGGAAUAUGGUCUCAAGGAGGAGGGUCUGCUGAGCUUUGUGCGUGAACUGAAUGGGAACGAGGAGGAGCCUUAUGAUAACUACCUAAGGGAUGCGAGCAUGUAUGCCAGAGUUGUUAUCCUGUCUGUUCGUGGAGUACUUGUACGAAAAUUUAUGCUGGCCGCACAUGCUUUAGGCAUGACGAAAGGUGACUGGACUUUUCUUGACGUGGAAAUCUUUCAGAGUUCAUAUUGGGGUGAUCAUGACUGGGAGAUGCGCGAUCAAGAUGAUUCAAAAGCCCGCAAGGCUUAUGAAGCCCUACUCAGAGUAUCAUUGCUCCAACCUACAAGUCCGAAAUAUCAGGACUUCUCCGAGCAUGUGCGCGAAAGGGCAUUCCGAGACUACAACUAUACAUUCAGCGAAGCAGAAGAAGUGAAUUUCUUCAUUGGAGCUUUCUAUGAUGGAGUUUACUUGUUGGGAAUGGCAUUGAAUGAAACUCUCACUGACAAUGAUGACAUUCGCGAUGGACACGAUAUAACUCGGAGAAUGUGGAAUAGAGAUUUUCACGGAAUAACAGGACAUGUGCGAAUUGAUGAUAAUGGCGAUCGAGAUGCUGACUAUUCCAUUCUUGAUUUGGAUCCGAUCACAGGACGUUUUGAAGUGGUAGCGCAUUAUUAUGGGUUGCAUAGAACCUAUGCUCCUGUUCCUGGGAAGAGAAUUCACUGGCCAGGCGGUCGAGAAGGGCCUCCACCUGAUAUACCGAAAUGUGGAUUUCUCGGGAAUUCCCCGGAAUGUCAUGGAAACGAAAUGAUAAUAUUAUACGGGGCCUCGGCUUUUGCGAUAUUUGUAGCGUUUUCGUGCCUCGUGGUUUAUCUUCUAUGCAAACAAAUGAAGCUAAACAACGAAUUAAAUAAUAUGUCGUGGAGAGUGAAGCCAGAUGAAAUUCUUCUUGAGGUCGGUAGACUAUUCGGUAGCAAAAUGGGCUUACAGAAGUUAAACUUCGAGAAUUUAUCCCUCCAACAAUACGGUGCUAGUUCAGGACGUGCCUCGAUAGCAAGUUGUACAUCACUUCCACCAAAUCAAGUUUUCACAACAAUUGGUAUUUAUAAAGGUGAACGUGUGGCCAUAAAAAAGGUGGCCAAAAAGAAGGUUGAUAUUACUUCAACAUUACUUUGGGAAAUUAAGCAAGCUCGCGACGUAAGUCACGAGAAUACAGUUCGAUUCGUAGGAGCCUGUAUUGAUCUUCCUCGUCCAACUGUUCUCAUUCUAACUGAAUACUGUCCUAAAGGCAGUUUGAAGGAUGUUUUGGAGAAUGAUGCGAUUCAAUUGGAUUGGAACUUUCGUAUGUCGUUGAUUCAUGACAUAGUUAAGGGCAUGGCUUAUCUGCAUAAUAGUGACGUAUCGGUUCAUGGUAAACUGAGGUCUUGUAACUGCCUUAUCGACGGAAGAUUUGUACUGAAAAUUUCAGACUUUGGACUAAGGACACUGACCACUCCUUCUGAAUUCAUCAAAGAUCAAAAUUACUUCAACAAACUACUUUGGGUCGCACCAGAAUUACUUCCACUCACCGUUCUUCCAGGAACCCCAGCAACUCAGAAAGGAGACGUCUAUUCUUUUGCUAUCAUCCUUGAAGAGAUUGUAGUUCGCGGAGGACCAUAUGAAACAGCGCGACAAUUCCUGGAAAUUCAAGCAAUUUUGGAUCGAGUUGAAGCGCAUGAGUCACCUCCGUUUCGUCCGUUUGUAGGAGAACGGGAUUGUCCACCCGAUGUGCUGGAUUUGAUGGAAAAAUGUUGGGCGGAUAACCCAGAAGAUCGUCCAGCAUUUGCCACUAUACGUUCAACUGUCAGACUAAUAAUGAAGGGUUUCUGUGAAAAUUUAAUGGAUGAUCUACUUCGUCGAAUGGAGCAGUAUGCCAACAAUUUAGAAAGUCUCGUUGAAGAAAAGACAGAACAAUUGAGCAUGGAAAAACGCCGAACGGAGGAGCUACUUUAUCAAGUCUUACCGCGUCCAAUAGCAACACAACUUCUUGCCGGGGAAAUGGUGCAACCAGAACAGUUUGAAUCGGUGACUAUCUAUUUUAGCGACAUUGUAGGUUUCACCGCACUUUGUGCCCAAAGCCGUCCAAUGGAAGUGGUGGAUUUUCUCAAUGACCUCUACAGCACCUUCGAUAGGAUUAUUGGAUUUUACGAUGUAUACAAAGUUGAGACGAUCGGUGACGCUUACAUGGUAGUAUCAGGAUUACCAGAGAGAAAUGGACAUGAUCACGCCAGAGAAAUUGGAUUGAUGGCAAUAUCGAUAUUGGAUGCGGUGAAAAGUUUCAGUAUUAAACAUAAGCCAGAGUAUCAAUUACAAAUUCGUAUCGGCAUACAUUCGGGACCAGUGUGUGCGGGAGUGGUGGGUCAGAAAAUGCCACAUUAUUGUCUUUUUGGAGACACGGUUAAUAUUGCGUCUAGGAUGGAAUCGACUGGAGCACCUCUUAAGAUCCACGUAUCUGAUGCAACCAAAACCAUAUUUGACAAAUUUGGAACAUUCCGUUUGGAGCUACGCGGUGAGGUAGAAUUGAAAGGUCGUGGGACAGUGACGUCAUAUUGGCUUCUGGGAAGUACGGAACCUGAUCCCAGACCUCCAACGCCCAUCAAAACUCACAAUGAUAACGAAGCACUAUUCCCUAUUUUGUUUCCAGCAAUAGGGAAGUAA
Molecule: messenger RNA, 3715 nt
Organism: Hermetia illucens (black soldier fly)
Lineage: Eukaryota; Metazoa; Arthropoda; Insecta; Diptera; Stratiomyidae
Product: atrial natriuretic peptide receptor 1
Exons: 18
Coding region: 227-3715 (1162 amino acids)
Biological process (GO): receptor guanylyl cyclase signaling pathway; cGMP biosynthetic process; intracellular signal transduction
Cellular component (GO): membrane
Molecular function (GO): peptide receptor activity; protein kinase activity; guanylate cyclase activity
Source: RefSeq, a predicted model, not a curated record